This is a messenger RNA of Hydractinia symbiolongicarpus, 15281 nucleotides long. RefSeq lists its product as uncharacterized. Lineage: Eukaryota; Metazoa; Cnidaria; Hydrozoa; Anthoathecata; Hydractiniidae. Bases 48 to 14873 code for a protein of 4941 amino acids. The transcript is spliced from 59 exons. Gene Ontology annotation, cellular component: external side of plasma membrane; signaling receptor complex; membrane. Gene Ontology annotation, molecular function: cytokine receptor activity; cytokine binding. Gene Ontology annotation, biological process: cytokine-mediated signaling pathway. The record is from RefSeq and is a predicted model, not a curated record.
CUAAUUCUUAUUUUUUUGAUAUCAACGGACAUGAAGUUUUUCAAACAAUGAGGAAAAAAGUCAUUUUAGUCGCUGUCUGCAGCGUUCUUUGGAUAACCGGGGCGUUUGGAGGAAGGCCAAGUGGGGAAGAUUAUGCCGCUGUAUGUACUUCUCCUCUGGGUAUGGAAAGUGGAGCUAUAUCAGAUGAUAACAUUGACUGCUCUCCAUCUGAAGUUACGAAUGGACACUGUUCUGCCACAUGCUCUGGAAGAUAUGGGAAAACAUAUCAAGCUUCAUAUUGGUGUCGAAGUAAUUCAAGUUAUGGAUUUUUUAAAGUAAGCUUCAGGGAUCAAAUUGUUUUGACUGGGUUUGCCAUUGAAUCUAGUAAAGCAUGUCAAAACUGUGGCAUAAAAAAGCUUUAUCUACGACAUGGAACUGGAUCCGGCAGUACUACAGAGUUUGUUGGAAAUACUACUGAAAAAAUAAUGUUUGAAAUUGACACAGAUGAUAAAGAAAUUUGGUUAAGUAAGCCGAUCAUUGCGAGAGAGGUUGUUAUAAUUCCAACAGAACAUAAUGGUUAUCUUUAUCCAUAUUUCUAUGCCAGAUUUGAAUUUUUUGGUUGUGCAUAUCAGGACUUUGCAUCUGCUGUUGGCAUGCAAACAGGAGCAAUUCCAGAUAACCAGAUCACACUACACCAAAAUGAAAUUGGGGAUAACUAUUUUAAUCCUCAUGCUGCACGGUUAAACAGUGUAAUGGAGGGUUGGAAAGGUUCUGCAAGUACACACCAUUCCUCACCAAGUUUUAGAAGAACGUGGUUACGUAUUGACUUCGGAAAAAGUUAUCAAAUUCUUUCCAUUGCAGUUCAACAAGCAACUUCAAGUGCUCAGCAAAACCUUAAUUAUUUUAUAUAUUACGGUGAAUCUCAAUUUUUGUUGAGACCAUACACUGGAAACGAAACUGAAGAUUACAUCUCUGGUAAAACAGCCAUGAUCAUAACUCCUCCAUAUACAGAUGUUGCUUACAAAGACACCAAAUAUCACUUCAUGUACCCAUUAUUCUCACAUCACAUAGAGUACUGCCCACACCAAGACAGUUUUGGCUACCCUUUUGUUAAGCUGGAAUUUUAUGGAGUUAAUUCACUUACCGCAAGUCACAGUUGGUCUCUUCAAUCGAAUUCAUUGGCAGAUGAAAUUAGAUUUCAAAAUUUGGUUUCAUCAGAGGAUUUGAACUUAGGAGAAGAAGGUUUAUCCAUUACAAACUCGUUAUCUUCUCAACUGCGUACACUUCCAUUUCAUAAAGAGGAUUGCUUAGUCAAAGCUGAAAAUUGUGGAUCUGGAUUCUCUGUUUCCUUUUCUGCAAAAGUGAAUGAAAUAACAAGAGGAAGUUUAAGUAGUUUUACAGUGUCAACCAUGUCCACCUAUCAUGGAGGCCAAUGCCAUUCAAGUGGUAUUAAUUCCAAGGAAAUAUUUGCGGUUUAUGUGCCCAACAUUGAAUUGAGAAGAGCUUUCAUCAUUGCUGCAGACUUGGAAUUUUCUAGCAUGGAAUCAUUACCAACAAAUAUCAAUUUCACUAGUGAAGUUAUUGUGAACAAAGAAGAAUCCUUUGUAUCUUCAUGUGGUUAUAUGACUGCCAAGAAGCAUAAUGCUCAUUAUGUUACAAUGGAUCGUUCUUCUGGCACACACAAAAUAGAUCUGAUGGGACUUCUGCAUUCUGUGGGUUCUAAAGUAUCACUUACCAUUGUGUUUAUUCCAAUCAUGGGAAAUGUUGUUGAUAUGAACAUCAAUAGCAAUAUUGAACUCAAAGUAGAAGCAAAACCUACUGCUGAUACAGAGUUGAAAUACAACACAAUUGCAUCUUUAACUAACGCCAGUUUUUCACAAAAUGAAGAUUUGUGCACUGACUCAAUAUUUGAUCCAAGUGGUGCCAAAAUCAACAUGGAAGGAGUGUGGAGAGAUUGCAGUAAUGGAGGAAAUUAUCUUGAAAUUGAUUUAAUGGUUUCUAAGGAAAUUGUAAUGUUAAAUGUUUCUGGGUUUACAGACGGUUAUAUCAAGGAGUUUAAUUUGCGAUAUUCUGUUGAUAAAACAACCUGGAAGGAAAUACACAAAUAUGAUGAUGCUUCACAACCUGAAUUUGUAUUCAAAAAGAGUAUUAAUGGCUAUGAAUUUAUCCCACUGCCUAGCAUUAUAAAAGGACGGUAUAUUCGCAUCAUUCCAAUUACCACACAAGGUCUCUACACACAGAUGAAAAUUGAACUAGGAACAGUAGAGGCCAAUGAUGUGGCAGUAGUAAAUUUGAAGUACGAUGGAGUAAUAGCCCGCAACGGUUUGUUACCCUGGAUAUUUAUCUAUGGUUUUGGCUCUCUUGUUCAUUCUCAUUUUUUUUAUCAAUCACUAGAAAAUGUAGUAUCAAAAGAACAUUAUGACUAUUUUAAUUGUGAUCGAUCUCUGUCUCACAAAAUUGACUCUGACAACACAGUGUGUUGUAUAUCUAGCGGGGACAUUAAAAAGAGAUAUGUCAGUAUUUUAAAUAAUGGUGCUAAUGUGGUUGAUUUUGAAUUGACCAAAACAGAUAUCUACUAUGUAACAACAGAUUUCUUGGUUUAUCGGAAAAGAAAAGCCACUGCAAGCGAUGCAUCUCCUGAUGAGAGUUAUGACGCAGGCACUGCCAUAAAAAAUAUUGCUAUGUCAACUUCGGGAGAUCUUUUUGGACUUGAUGUGACAAAUUCUUAUGUUUACAAGUUAGAUUUAAACACACCAUCUACUGGAUGGCAGCUUUUUUCUGAAACGGAUUGCUCUGUUAUUCGUGUUAGUGUUGACAACCAAUUGUGGUGUUUAAAAAAUGGUAUUGUUAUGAUGUGGGAUUAUGACCUGAAUGAAUGGAAAACCGCCUUGGUUACAACCAGUUGUGACACAUUUGAUGUUUCUGAAUAUCAUAUUGUUUGCAUUGAGAUUGAUGCAAAUGUUGUGACAAUUAGAAGAGAAUUGCCAGAUAUUGAAAAAGUAGCUUCCUAUAAUGCUACCAUCCCAAAAGUAUUUAUUAGCAAAGAUGGAGAAGAAGUUUAUGCAUUAGAUGCAGAUACAAAUUGUUUGAUGACUCAUGAUAUGUUUGGAGAAUGGAAGCCCAAAUUUUGUGGAGGAGAUUGUGUGGGUGUGAAGGAGUACGACCCUAACCAGUAUGCAUGUAUCAAAACAAGUGGAUAUACAACAAUGUCAGAUAAAGAACAAUAUCUUAUUAUUAGAGAAAAUCAACCUAGGAAUCGCACUGGGUAUGCUCAAGCCCAGGGUGUCUUUGUUGCAUUAAACGGUGGUCAUGUAUAUAUGUAUCACAAGAGUGGAAAAAUUUAUUAUCAAUAUCAUUUCACUAAUUACCACAAUGCAAGUGAAAUAGUAUACGAAACUUAUUAUAAUGGUCCUCUUUUUGCUCUUAUGGAUGAUGGAGAUAUUUACAAUUUUCAUGUUUUAUAUUGCAAUGGACCCUGUGAAAGUUUUCAAGCAACUGCGUCACAUUUAUACUGUUUGCGUGAUGGGCAUGUCUAUCAGUCUACCAAGUCACAACUGUCUUGUUCCUGGAACUUAGUGCUAAGUGAAGUAAUGUGUGAUUCAUUUGAUGCAAAUGAUUUAUUUAUUAUUUGUUGGGUAAAAGGUGCUGGAUUGUACAAGAAAAGAAUACCAUCUGAGAGUGGCUACCGACGUCCAUCGCCAAAGUUUCCUAUAAUAUCGAGUGGUUUUCAAAGGUUUAGUAGUACAAGUUUUGGUACUGGAUUCCAAGUAGCUCUUUCUACGCUGCACUCAUCCUUAAUGGUUUCAGUUCAGACACAAACAAUGUUGACAGAGGCCAUUUUUCAAAACCAUGGUAGGAUGGAUGCGUGGAAUGAUUACAAGUUUGUAUGGAAGGCCCAAAGUAACACAUUGUCAAUGUAUAUAAAUGGAACAGUGGUGAGUACAGCAACUGGUCAACAACACAUUCCAAAAGCAGUAAACCAUCCAAUGAAUUUUAUCAACUUUGGAGGUUUUUAUGAUCAAUUAUCAUCCUAUUCUCAAAAUUUUAAAAUACGAGACUUAAAAAUAUGGAAACGAAGCCUUAAUAUGGAUGAAAUUAACAGCCAGAAUAUGAAAGGUAUAUAUGGAGAAUUUGCUGCUACAGCUGAUAUUGGCUGCACAGCUGUUGCUGUUGAUCAAUCAAACGAAACAUGGUUCUGUUCUACACCAACUGGUAUUUAUUCCCAUCCAAUGGUCCAUUCGUUGAGUGUUUCAUUAUGGAAAUAUCACUCUAAUAUGACAUGCAAUGUCAUGAAACAUUUGAUGGGAUAUUUACUUUGCAUUAGCAUGGAUAAUUAUUUGCUUAUUUGGGUGUCAGAAAGUUGGUUAAAAUUAAGGAAUCCAGAGGCAUUGGAUGUUGGUUUAUAUCUUGAUGAAGGUUACUUGAUCUUUGUAAGAAAGGUUGACAAGCAAUGCAGAAAAUUUCACUUUGAAGAUACCUUGAACUGUGUACUCAACCAGUCGUCUUCUCUAUGUCCACUUACUGCGGAGAACAUCGAAAGCAAUUGUUUAUCACUUGAAAAAAGUGGAGAAAAACUGUAUAUGUUAAAAACCGACUAUUUAAUUUAUAGUAGACCUAGUACACCAAGUCUUUCUAACUUUUAUUGCCGCGAAAAAUUUGCUGUGAAUAAUCAUAUUAUAUGGUGUACCUAUCUUAAACAGAUUUUUAGAAGAAGUUCCGGGAUUUGGAUACCUGAAAUGGAACACUUAUGCGACGACUUUAUUGUCACCGUGAAUUAUAUUUUGUGUGUAAAUGAUGGUCGUUUAUACAUAAAAUACAGAGAAUUUUCAACAGAUACAAUUACUUUUGAUAAUACGAUUUCAAGAAAUGGAUACGUAGCUACUGGAACUUGUUCUCGAUCUCCAGAUGCCACAUCAGCAUGUUCAGAUGCUGAAUUAUCUAAAAUUGCAGGGGUUGAACCUGUGUAUUUUUAUGCAUCAAUCAUCACAAGCUAUAAUGGUGCCAAAGGGUUUUGUUUAAAACUUGGAGCAGAAUCUGUGAGUGUACAUAAUGAUGAAGUAAUGCAGGAAAUUUCAAAUUUACCUUCAACGAGCCCAAAAGGUGUAUAUUUGUCAUUUUAUGGUGCGUGGGAGGAUGGAACCCCAAGCGAUUAUUUCCCAUAUUAUCAUGAGAAACCAAAUUGUAAAAACAUGCAUUGCCGGUAUUAUUAUGCUAACUAUCCUCACUAUGAUUCCAAGUGGUUUUGUGAUGAUUGUAGACAGAAUUUUGCAAGAGUUUGCAAAAUUGGUGGAUACCUGUUGCAAAUGUCAUUUCAAGCAUCCGUUGCAAAAUACGCCAAUGGAACCGAAUGUGUCGCCAUGCCUUAUUUACCUGAAAUGCCAUUAGCAAUAGCAACAACUGAUAAUCCUUUGAGAGAGCACACCGUGCUUCAAUUUGAUCUAAAAAAAUUUCCAAAACAGGCGUUGAUAUCAAAAGCAUACCUUUCUUAUGUUGGACAGGGUACAUCUAAUGUGGUAGAGUUUGAAGCUUACAUUGGUAUAUUAAACAGGUCUAGCUCAGACUGUCCAAGUUCUGACUUUAUCCACAAUGAUUUGGCCUAUGUAGCUCCAGUCUUAUGGAAGAUAGAACCUCACGGUCAUAAUCAUUUAAAACAAUCCUCAGAUAUUUCAAACCUUCUACAAUAUUAUGUUAACACAAUGCCCAAAUUAUACCCAGCCAAGAAUAUUCCACUUGUUGUGUACUGGAGUAACGCUCAAGGCACCAAUUCCAGAUGGAUUAGGAAGUUGUCGCUGUUUGUAUUUUAUCUUCACAGGGAAGCAGAUCACUUCUUGAUAUUUCCAUCCAAUUCUAUGCAGGUGAAGUUUCCACCUGUUUCUUUUGAGACUGACCUGUAUUCAAAAAAUUAUCAAAGUUUUGGAUUUUGGUAUCAUAUGGAUGGGUCUGAUGUUGGGACGUUGUUUGUUUGGCUUUUUGACGCUGCUGAUGUAGAGAAUCCACAUCUGGCUUUUAUUGCACAGGGCAAUCAAGGAAGUAAAUGGAAAAAAGCUAUAAUUACAGCUCCUAUUGUGAAUGUUGAAUGGCGUAUCAAGUUUCUGGCGUACAAACGAAAUGACUUGUCUCAGGAUAUUUCUAUUGAUACAGUGGAGGCAUCUCCUUUGAGAUUUGAACCUGAAACUACUGAGUACAUUCCAACAUACAAAAUGAAUGGUGGUUCUUCAUACUUACCCCGCCUAAAAGAAUAUGGAUUACCCCAACCCAAGAUUUUGUUUCCGUUCACAAAAACGUAUGAUGGCCAUGCUGUAUAUAAUAAAACUUUAACAGGAUACAACGAAGCAUCAUUUGCAUGGAGCUCUGAUAAGUUUGCAUUUCCAUAUCAUGCCUUGAAAGUUACUCGUGCAGCUAAUGUGUUACUGGAAGUGUCUGACAUUUCUGAAAUAGCCGCUGAAGUAACAACAGAGUUUACUGUGGCUUUUAAUUUGAGAUUUGUUCUGUGGGACACACCAGUAACAUUUUGUCAAUUUGGCUCAACAGGAAGUAGUGGCAUUGAAAUUAUAAUCGAAGGAGACAAGUUAAAAAUCAGAAAUGGUGGUGAUGAUGUGUAUGAAUCUUCGUGGAACUUUGUGAGUGAUACAUGGACGUAUGUCGGAAUUAUAUAUGAAAACAAAACACUAGAAGUGUAUUAUAAUAACACGCUUGAUGAUGUUAGAGGUGCAUUUGAUCUAGUUGAAUUUCCAACAAGUCUUCAUAUGUUGCGCGAUCCAUCAAAGCUCGGAGAAAACGAUAUGUUUGAAGGGCUUGUAUCAUGUUUUCAAUUUUACAGUGAAGGUAUGACAGCAAAGCAAUUAGAAGCAUUGGAGUUCUGUCCAGACAGAGUAGAUCCAAUACUCUGUCCCCGUGAAUGUGCCAAUCAUGGACACUGCAGUCCAUUAAAAGCCGAGUGUGAGUGCAUCAAAACUGUUGAAAGAUAUUAUAAUCGACACAACUGUGAAAAUAGUGUUUCUACCUUCCGUCAAAGUGCGUUGUUGGAUCUGAAUUUUGAUCUACCAAAUGAGAAAUACAAAAAUAGUCAUAUGGAAAAAUCCCCUAUAAAUUAUGGACGAUGCAGUGAAAAUUCAUCAGAAAUUUUGACAAACAUAACGGAAAGCUCCUGUUUGUUAGAUCAAAAUGAUUGUAACGAUGGAUUCAUCCUUUCGCUUUGGUUAUAUGUUCAAGAAAAUAGAACUUUGGGAGACGUAACCUUUUUUGAACUGGGUGGCUUAAAAAUCUCAGCUGACUUUAAUUUUGAAGUGCAAAGUGCAAGUAAUAUUACAGGAAGAAUUGAAUGGAAAUCAGAUACAACGAAUUGCACUAUGUCUUUUUCAUUGCCCAUGGAAGCUUGGACCUACAUGAAUAUUUGGAUGGAGGAGCCUAGUAAAAACUUUAAAAUAAAAAUGAACGGAAAGGAAGUAGAAGGACAAGGAUCGUGCUCAACUAUCAAUGAGGAGCCCUUGAAUGGCAUAACUGCAUUAGCAAUUGGGAACAUCUUGAAAGUUUGUGUCGAUGAGAUAGCUGUUUACAAAUUUAAAGAUUACACAAAAACCAGUUUGUUAGACUUUUACAAUGUCAUUACAAAAGAUGACAAAGAUCCAAAAGUAAAACUACAUGCAGUAACUGAUGUUGGUACAUCUAAUGAUAAACGGCUUGAUCAGUUUGAUCAAUAUCUUCAAAGUCUGCCAACAUUUAAAAACGCAAACUAUACAAUCGAGAUUUCAUCUGUUAAAGAUCUUGAUGCGUAUGCCGUUGUUACCGUUAAUGGUCUCGUCACGGAGACAAUGGAGCAGGAGUUGACAACUUUUUAUUCAACCAACUAUUUGAAUGUUCAAUACAACAUAACAGGACACACUGCAAAUAAAGGCUACUACAGUUACCAAGCUAUUAAAAGCUCAGGAAAUUAUUUUGGAACCAUUGAAUUAUUUAUUGAGUCGAAUAUUUUAUGGACGGAUGAACUUCUGAAUGUUAGAAGUGAGGAUUAUGUCGCUGUAAAUGAUACAUUCAUUGAAGUUGCGAGUAAAUUUAUGGCGAAAACAAAUCUGCAUUCUUACUUAUACGAGUUUGGAAAAGUUCAAUUCAUUGAGUUUAGCAGUGGCUUAGUAUCCGCCUUUGUAGAUGUAAGUAUAGAAAAAUACUUCAAUCGGUUUCAUGUUGACAGCUUACUUGGUGUUCACUUUUUUAAUGGUACAAAUGGCUUUGUUUUUGAAAUUCAAAGAACAAACAAAACAGGACCAUUCCCACAUGCUAUAGAAUAUUCUGCAGCUGUAUUUAACGACAACACCAUCCAAAUCAACAUAACAAACCCUGAAAUCAUAAACAGACGGUAUCAUAAAGGCUAUUUCCUUAGAGCAUCUUUGUAUUACGUGUAUAAUGAUGAAUGGUAUCAUGAUGAAGAAAGAACAUUUUACACUGGAAAAAAUUCAUUUUUGUAUUCCCAUCUUACGACAUAUCGGUGGCAUCAUAUUACAGUACAUGCGCUAAGUCAUGAAGGUUGCAGUCCAUCAAGCAAUGUUACCAUCAUUGAGACUCCGCCUUCAGUUAACAUGAAAGGUCCAUCCUUCCACAAUGCAUAUGCUCAAGAUAAUGGCAUAAUGCUACAGUGGAAUCAUUACCCGUGGUGGGAAUGGAACGCACCACAUUUGUACUCUUAUGGUGUUCUAUAUAAACCGUCGAACGACAUUAAUGCUGAUAACAUUUCGACGUAUGACUUUGUAAACAUCAGCUCUUCUGUUACAUCAUUUUUGCUGCCAGAUCUUGAAAUUUAUACUGAAUAUAAUCUGUAUAUUGGUACAACAAACGAUAUUGGAUUUGGCGGGUUGUCCAACAUGAGGAGUGUGCGAACCAACCCUGGACCACCGGAGGUAGCACCAAACAUGACAUCAAUUCAACUUGUUGACACAACAAGAGUAAGAUUUGCGUGGAAUCCCUUUCCCAAUGAUAUAGAACUGUACAAUGCUCCUUCAAUGUCUAACUACGUCAUCAAGAUUAAUCCUAUCCAUCCUUCGUUAACUUCAGCAGAAUGUCAGCACUUCGAAGACUUUACUGGUCCAUCAGCUAUGUCAUAUGAAUUGCCAACUCAUUGUGAUCCAUGGCACACUUUUAAAGUUUCUAUAGCCAUACGCAACAGCGCAGGUUAUACUGGAGUUGAAAAUGUCUACUGCUAUACUCUUGGUAGAAUGGCUCCUGGUAAACUACUGGUGUUAAAUGCUACCAUUGGAAAUUCACUACCGGAUGACUUAACAUCGAUUAACAUUACUGUUGGAGAAGUGCUGGUAGAGCAGGAAAACACUAUAAUCACCCACUAUGAAGUUAGUUACAAAUCAUUAGAUUGGGAAGAUGAUUGGAAAGUGGUAAAUGUGAGCAUUGGACAUACGGAAGAGUUUCGAAACUCAUUACAAGAUGAAAAACAAUAUAAUAUGACUUGCCCAGAUCUGAUUCAUAGUAAUUCAUCGGCAAAUAUGACAAUGCCACAUUCGUCACAUCGUGUCAAUUACACCCUUCCUGCUCUCUAUUAUGCUAAUUAUACGAUCGUAGCACGAGCCUGUGGCGAAGAAGGCUGUAGUGCGCUUAAUAUCUCCACACGAAUAAGAACAGAUGAACAUACUCCGUUUUGUCCUCCACCCAAUAUUACACUAUUCAAUACAAGUUCAACAUCUUUAAAGGUAACAUUUGAAGAGAUGAGCCAUGCUUGUUUGUCUGGUCAGCUACAGUUCUAUGGCUUGCUACUUUUUGAAACUGAAGAAUAUGCCGAAUUUAAUCUGUUAACAUUUGAUGCACUGAAAGAACGAGCAAUGUAUAAUGAGACAAUGGAAACAGAAUUUGAAUUCAACAACUUAAAUGAAUAUUGGAAGUACACAGUGGUUGCUUUUGCGCAAAAUAAUGGUGGUCGAGGAGUCCUGUCAAAACCAGUUAAUGCAUUCACUGCAGAAGCAGCUCCUGAUGGUGUUCCACAGCAUUGCUCGGUUUGGCAUUACAACUCAUCUGCCAUUGUUUUGUCUGUUGGAAAGCCAGAACGAUUGCUGAUGAAUGGAUUGAUACAUUAUGAGGUUGUAGUCCGAAACCAGUUUGGUGACGAAAUCACUCGCACACUUGAACUGGAUGGAGACAUUACAACAACAGUGUUUUCAAACUUAACUAAGUUUAUGUAUCAUAACAUCUCCAUACGUGCUGCAACUGUGAAGGGUCCUGGUCCUGAGUUUAUGAUAUACAACAGAACUUUGGAAGAUGUUCCAAGUUUGCCACCAGAUAACUUUGCAGUGCACAACGUAACAAAUGAUACGAUUAUAAUAACAUGGACAGACAUCCCUCCUCUUUCUGUACAUGGCGAACUUCAAACGUAUUACGUCAGUGGAUGUGGUUUGUUGAGAAAUGAUACAUGGCAUUGUGUCAGUAAACAUGUUACAAGUUAUUCUGCAAAGUUCACUCUUUUCCCUGGUACCAUGUACAGAUUUACUUUGUCAGGGUGCACAAAUGUUGGUUGCGGAGCAGAAACAUACCUUGAGCAAAGCUCAUUAGAAAUGGUGCCUUCUGGAACUGCUAAUAACAUAACUGCUGAUGCUAUAACAACCAAUUCCAUUAAUAUUACUUGGACAUCUGUAAAACCAAUGGAAAAGCGUGGUGAUGUGAUAUUUUACAACGUAUCGCUCAUAAACAUCCCACACUACUGGCAGUCAUCAUCAGACAUAGAUGAAUUAUUUUUGAUACGAAACCAAACUCUUCUCCAAAAUGGUGUCAUGUCCUUAUUAUUUGAUGACUUGGACAAUCACACGUCAUAUAGAGUGUCAAUUACUGCAUAUACUGCAAUUGGAGCUGGUCUAACAUCUGAAGAAGUCAUAUACACUACAAGACAGAACCUACCAAGUGCCUAUCCGGAAAAUGUAACAGCAUUUGACACUAGCAGUAGCAGUCUGAACGUGAGUUGGUUACCACUUCAUCCAAGCGAUCACGAAGGGAUUCUUCUUGGUUAUAACAUCUCCUACAGUGUAUCGGAAGGAUUUACUGACAUCAGAGGUGGAAAUACAUCUGGGUUUCUACUUUGUAUUGGUGGUGAUAAAAGCAGCUGUGAAUUGACAGGACUGUCUCUUAACACACCUUUUGACAUUCUUGUUGCUGGGUAUACAAUUCGUGGUGUUGGUCCAUUGAGUAUAAUGAUUAAUGGAACGACAGGAGAGUAUGUUGAUGGGAAUUGGACAUCUUGGACGCAGUGGGGCUCAUGCUCCAAAAGUUGCGGCCUAGGGGCUGAAAUGAGGCAAAGAUGGUGUGUCGAACCCGAACCAGAAUUUGGUGGAAACUAUUGUCCAGGUUCAGCUAGAGAGUAUCGGGAUUGUCACAACUUCACAUGCCCUGGUUAUUAUUUGGCUAACCCUGGUGCGAGUUGCACAGAGACUUGCCGAUCUUUGGGUAGCGAUUUCGAUUGUGCGUUGAACAUGAAUUUUCAAAACAAGACUAGUGUAUUUACUUCAGCAAUUGAAGUUUCUGAUUUCACAAAACUUGUCAACAUUAACUGUAAUACUUCUGCAGAAACCAUUUCUUAUCAGACAUCUGUUCACCCAAGUUAUGAUAUAAACAAUGGGAUGUGUAUAGGGUAUUCGAAUAUUCCGUUAAAAAUUGAUUGUGAUGCGAAAUCAGAUGAAGCUACCAGACGUUUGUGUCGAUGUCUUGACAACGAAUCGACUCAGUACACUGAAUGGGCUAAUUGGGGUAUGUGUUCCAAAGAAUGCGGAACUGGUGUAUAUCAAAGAUUCCGAGAAUGCAUUAUGGCUAAUGGAUGUACAGGAACAGACAGAGCUCGAGAAGAUUGUAACAUAGAUCCUUGCCCAGUUCACGGUCAAUGGAGUCAGUGGAGUGAACUUUCCAACUGUACCAAGUCAUGCGGGUUUGGUGAUAGACUAAGAACAAGAACUUGUACAGAUCCAGCACCAAAAUAUGGUGGUAAGGAUUGUGAAGGGGAUGUUGACACUGAAGCAUUUGAAGGUUGCAACCCAAUGCCUUGUCCAAGACAUGGACAAUGGGGUGCAUGGCACAAUGUUUCAGAAUGUAAGCACUCUUGUGGCGAUCAAGGAUUUAAAAUCCAAAUGAGAUAUUGUAAUAACCCUUCGCCGCUUUAUGGUGGUAAUGAUUGUGUUGGAAAGAACAACAAAACGUAUCCCUGCGAAGGAAACAAACCUUGCAUGCCUGCCAAGUACUUGUUUAACGUGAGAUUCAUUGAUGAAUUAUGGGAAUACCCAAUGUAUCGGUUAGCAAACAAUAGGUCUGUCAAUCUCAGCAGAAGAAUCGAUAACGAGCUUCGGAAGUUUUAUGGGAGCUCCAUUCUCUCGCAAAUCACUGACGAUCUUGUCAUCGAAUUUCAUAAAAUGAGCAAAGGGAGUGUGAUUGUACUCUUCAGUAUUGAAUAUCAAGCUGUUCCUCACAUCGAGUCACUAAUUCUCCAACAUACCAUUGAAGGGGGUAUGCUCAAUAACAUGCCUGUUGGUUUAAAACACAUAUCUGUUCCAACUUUACCAAACGGAGCGCCUCAUUCAGUCAAAGCAGAAUCAAAUUCACCUUACACUAUCGAUGUGUCAUGGUCAUCAAUUAAUAUGUCAAUCGUCAAUGGAAACUUCUUUCUAUAUCAAGUGUUUUUUACAAAGCUGGACGUCGAUACUGAAGAAUGGGAUAACUUUGGCACAACUGAUACGAGUUAUACGUUGAUUGACUUGGAACCGGGUGCGUUGUAUGGUAUUCGAGUUCUAGCAGCUACUGAGAAUGGAAAUGGUGUAGCAUCGGAACUAAUAAAAAUCAGAACCGUAGAAGGAGUACCAUACAUCAAACCACCGUCCUGCACCUAUAUAAUAAUGAACGAGAGAACAGUCUACUUCUCAUGGGACGCUAUCCCUCCUUCACAAGUUCCUGGCGUUCUGCGUGGAUACGAGAUAAAGUUUCGAAAAUAUCACAAAGAGAAAGAGGAUUUUGCUAUCGCAGACGAGACCAUGUCACAAAAAACUGUCUUCGGUUUCAAGCCUUAUACAUGGUAUUGGGUUGAAGUAGCAGGUUUUACCAAUGCUGUCGAAAGGGUUGGCCCACAUGAAGUGUUCGUGUUUCGUAUGCCACCAGGCGCUCCUGAAAUUGCGCCUCCAAACGCCACUGCGCAUAGCCACUACUCCACAACGGAAAUGCUCGUCACUUGGGAUUUUAUUCCAAAAGAAGAUGAAAACGGUUACCUCAACGGUUACAGGUUAUAUUACCGAAAGUAUCAACAGGGUGGUCUCGAUACAGUUGGAGAACCGUUUAUUGUAGUGACUUUGGAUCGAUUCACGAAAAGUUACAUGAUGAAAGGUCUGGAGAGCUACACGCAGUAUGAAAUCACUAUAUAUGGUUAUUCUGCUUAUGGUGAUGGACCGUCUGCUGUCAUUUAUGGAGAAACAUGCAAAUGCCCCAAAUAUAUAUUCAAUAAUUGGUAUGAGCGCAAACCUUAUGUGGAACAGGUGACACCUGAUACAGCAGAAGGUUUAUUUCCAGAGUUGCUGACAAUGGUUUUAAACGGUGUGUGUAUGCAAUGCAAAUCGUACUUACCCACCAUGUAUUACAACAAAACGAGGGAUGGUCGUACAUCGAAGAAAAGAAACGUGGAGCUAGUUAAAAAAUUUAUCGAUGAAAAUGUGCACCAAUCGUUUCCUAUCUUUGGUAGAUUCGAAUUGACCCGCUUUGGAGGUGUGCACCCGUUUAUUGGUAUCAUACAGUCUCAAGGGAGUGCUAUGUUGGUCUAUCAACCGAAAUAUAACACUGUUGGUUUUGGUACGAUCCUCUCAUCUGUUGCAGCAGCGUGGCCUGUUAUAUUAAUCGCUGUUUUAUUAGCCACGAUGGCUGGAUGGGUGUUCUGGUUUUUGGAGCAAACUGCUGAAGAAAGUGAUUUGACGCAGAACAGAAGUAUCUACGGAGCUUUUGAAGGAUUUUGGAUGUGUUUUAUUACCAUGACAACUUUAGGUUAUGGUGACUAUGUACCAGCCGCUAAUAUAUCAAAAGCUGCGAUGAUAUUUUGGAUUCUUAUGGGACUCUGCAUUGUCAGCAUUUUUGGAGGUGCUGUGUCUUCUGGUAUGAGCGUUGGAGCGCUUGCGACAGAAUAUAAAUUGUAUGGCUCAACGGUCGCAGCUGUUAAAAAUUCCUUCGAAUUCCGGACAGCCAUCUUGCGAAAUGGUAUCGUCGACAAACAAGUGAAUUACACGUCUAUUCUGGACGUGAUAAACGCUGUAUCAAACAGGAGCGUUGAAAUUGGACUUGUUGAUGCUAUAUCCACGCAGGGUUACGAGAAAGAACUUGAAGCGAAACAAGUAAGAAUCUACAAAAUAUUAGAUUUAAACAGUGGAUUUGGUGUGGUUUUAUCUGGAGAGUUAGCACGAAUCGAAAACGACAUGAGAAGUUUUGUUUCGUCAAAUCAAGCGAAAAUCUCAAUGUUUAUUGAGAAGAAGAUUGGUAUCUUGCAGCCUGCUAUCCUUGAUAUUGAAGAACUGCUCCUUACGCCCGAAGAAUCACAAUCUAUGUUGACAAAGUUGCUUAUCGCGUACGUUGCAAUGGCAUUCAUUGGUAUAGUCGCCUGGUUCCUUAUUGUUGUUAGACCAAAAUAUGCUAAAGUUUCUCCACAAGAUCAAAUUCGAAGUCAGCAGGUCGACUUACAAACUUGUCAUGAGGUGGUAGAGAAAUUUAAAAAUGAUUUUACAGAAAGAAUGGAGCAGUUGGAAGAGCUACAUAUCAAUGAAAGAGUUGAGUUAAAUGAUCUGAAAAGAAAUUACGCAAUGCAUGUCAGGAGAGGAGACAUCAAACCUGUGCCGGAACAAACUGAAAAGAAGAAGAAGAAAAAGCGGCGUGUUCCUAUUGAAAGUUCUGCGUGAUUCGUUUACAUAAAUCACUCGAAAAUGCUCGCUAGGCGCUUGAAAGGGGCGAUUUUAACAAUUUCUUUUGUAAUUAAGUAUUUACUAUAAAAAUUAUCAAAUUGGAAGCUUUUAUUUGUUUUGUUUUUGACAAAUGAUUUUCUGUAUCAGGCUUGCUCCUUUUGCAUUCGUCUUUUUAACUUAUUAACCUUUUGGCCUUGAAUAGAGCAAGGUGAAAAGUUCGCACUGAGGAGUUAAUUUAUGAUAGUAUUUGACACAAACAACACAGCACAAAAAAAUAUAUGUAAAUAUAUUUGUAUCUAUAAUGUAUAUAUAUUAAUCCUGUUUAUAUUGUUUAAUUAUUUAUUAUAUGUUAAUAUUAAUCCUUUUUCGACGUUGUGUUAAUUGUAAAUAAAUUUCUAAAUUGAA